CCCAGCGAAUAAAAUACCAAUACUCUCCCCUAAAUUAAAGAUAACAUUUUCUAAAGCAUAAAAAAUCUUAUAGGGAAAAAGUCAUGUUAGACUAAUUAAUACACAAUUGGCUAAUCUAUGGCCAUUGAUUAGAAAUUAAUUGAUAAUAUAUCAUAAUUUUUUAAAGUUUCUAAUAAUUUAACAAAAUGAGAGCUAGAAAAACUGUGCUCUCCCAGUUAGAGAUUAAAUUGACAUUAUUCAAUUCACUUGUCAAAAUUUUUUAAGGCAUAGAAAGAUUUUCACAGCAAAAAAAUUGUAAGAAAAAAAUACGGAAAAUUUUUCACAGCUUUUGUUAUAAUAAGAAACAAAAAAUUUUAUGAAAACAAUUGUUAAAUAUCCAAAUCAAAUGGUAGUAAUUGAAGCAUAUUUGUGAAUAAUAAAUACGUAAAAAUUAAGUUGAAGAAAAGAUGAACAAAUUAUUAAUGACUUUGUAAAGUAAAGAAAAAAUCCCAAUUGGAGAGUGAGAGUUGUGUGAAAUAGAAAAAAGUGACAUACUCUAGUAGUGGAAGUAAAACACAAAAAAAAAAUUGCAAUUUUUUACUGACUGGUUGAUUUUUAUUUUUUUACUACUCGUGUAUGGAACGCAAAUUAGUAGUACGUGGCGUUAAAAUAUAAAAUUUGUGUUUUUCGUUUUAAUUUCUUUAUUUUUUCUUAAUUUGUUUGUAUUUAAUUUGGUUGAACGAGAAAAAUUCUAAAAAAAAGUAAAUCUUCGAAUUGCUGUCUCAAAAAUUUGGCUGACCAGAAAAGAAAAAAUUAUUUAUUGUUUUUACUUCGAGGAGGAGAAAGUAAAGAGAAUAUCAAUCAACCAAAACUCAUCUGUAUAAAAAUAUAAUAAUUCAAGUGAAUAAAUUUGUCCAAAAAGCAGAAAUUAUUACGAAAAGUAAAACAAUUAAAAAAGGAAUAUAAAUAAACGUAAACACGAGACGAGAGUAUAAUAAUUGAGUGCUGAGCUGGUGGAGUGAUAAUGACAGAUGUUUCCGUAGCUACUAAAGUGACACCCGGCAACGACAACGAAAAUGACAAUGACCCGGAGAUGAAAGGUUGGCUUCUCAAGUGGACCAAUUACUUGAAAGGCUAUCAAAAACGCUGGUUCGUAUUAUCCAAGGGUGUUCUCAGUUACUAUCGCAAUCAGGCCGAAAUGAAUCAUACAUGUCGCGGUACCAUCUCUUUACACGGUGCUCUUAUUCACACCGUUGACUCGUGUACUUUUGUUGUCUCAAACGGAGGCACUCAAACAUUUCACAUCAAGACUGCCAACGAGGUAGAACGUCAAUCAUGGGUCACUGCUCUGGAGCUGGCCAAAGUAAAGGCCAUUCGGGCUAUGGAAAGUGAGGAGGAAGAAGAGAAGGAAACCUAUCAAGUGGUGCCCAGUCAAGAGAUCACAACUGUAGUGCGCGACCUAACCGAUCGUUUAGAGAGUCUACGCACCUGCUACGAUUUGAUUAAUAAACACGGAGUCGCUCUUCAGGGUGCUCUCAACGAAAUGAAAUCAAUAAAUUUGGCUGCUAGCGAUGAAGAGACCGUCAACAGUCGCAUUAAAAUUGUCAAUGAGCGUGCUACACUAUUUCGCAUAACGGCAAAAGCAAUGAUUAACGCAUGCAAUGAUUAUUUACGUUCGGCCGAAUCGCAGGGUCACAAGUGGUCGAAAGCCCUACAGCAUGAACGCGAGGCGCGUCAACGUCUAGAAGAGAUCGUCGAACAGUUGGCUAAGCAACAUACCCAACUGGAACAAGCCGCCAGUUUGGUGCAACACAAUAAGGUAGUUCCAAAUCCUCCGCCAGCUGUUCCCCAAAUAUGUGAUGCAGACAUGCAGCAGAACUGCAAUUUUGCCUCCGAUGAUGAAACAGAAUUUUUCGAUGCCGAAGGCUCGGCCACCAACAAUGAAAAUGAGGAGGACUCGCCACAGAAUGGCUCCGAUAGUGGUACAUUCAUUUUGAAAAUGCCUAAUUCCAUCACCAAUAAGCAACAGCAAACUGAGGUCUAUAGUAGCAGCAGUUCUUCAGAAGCCGAUAUGACAGUCUUGCGUUCGUUACCGCAGCAGGUCUGCGUCUUGGAGGAGAGAAAAUCAAUGGAUUCACCCGAUGUGGCUGCACCGGCAGGUGGGGAUCCACGCAAGGUUUCUACAACAGGUAAUAACACCUCCACUGGUGGUCAAGGUGAUGGUUCCGCAUCAUCUAAUCAUCCUAAUAAUCCUCAUAAUCCAGGUGAGGGCUUUGGGGGUGCUGCUGGUAGUGGUUUCGGAGGUGACGGUGGUGGAGGUGGAAGGGACCCCAAUAGACCCGGCGGCAGUCCCAAAGCUUCUGAAGAUGCCAGCUCAUCAAAAGUCGUGCGUCAACGACGCACUCGUGUCCCCGACAAACCCCAUUAUCCUCUCAAUCUAUGGUCUAUAAUGAAGAAUUGUAUUGGCAAAGAAUUGUCCAAAAUACCCAUGCCCGUCAAUUUCAACGAACCCUUGUCCAUGUUGCAACGCCUCACCGAGGACUAUGAAUACUCGGAAAUUUUGGAUGCUGCUGCCCGUUGCACAGACGAAUGUGAACAAUUAGCCUACUUGGCUGCGUUCACGGUAACAGCCUACGCCACAACGACCAAUCGUACGGGCAAACCCUUUAAUCCUCUCUUGGGUGAGACCUACGAAUGUGAUCGUAUGGAUGAUUUAGGUUGGCGUUGCAUUGCCGAACAAGUUUCUCAUCAUCCACCCAUGGCGGCCAUACAUUGUGAGGGUCGUAAAUGGAAAUGUUGGCAGGAAUUCACAAUGACUAGUAAAUUUCGUGGAAAGUAUUUGCAGAUUAUACCAUUGGGUAGUGCGUAUUGUCAGUUUCCGGCAACCGAUCACAAAUAUACAUGGCGCAAAGUAACAACAACUGUAAAUAAUAUAAUCGUGGGUAAACUAUGGGUCGAUCAACAUGGUGAAAUGGAAAUAACGGGCUUAAAUGCCGCCGCAGGUCUAAAGUGUAUGCUUAAGUAUAUACCCUACUCCUAUUUUUCACGUGAAACCCAAAGACGUGUUAAAGGUGUGGUCAUGGAUCGCAAUAACGAAGUCAAAUGGGUUAUACGUGGUGCUUGGGAUAGUAAAAUAGAAAUUGCCCCGGCUCUGUCGACUUCCGGACCACCGGAUAGUCCUGUCUAUGAGACGGGUGCGUAUAAGACAGUUUGGCAAAGACGCAUGCCAGCGCCAGAUAGUGAGAAAUAUUAUAAUUUCACACUAUUAGCGGCUCAACUUAAUGAAAUGGAGGAGGGUAUAGCACCUACAGAUUCACGUUUACGACCUGAUCAACGUUUGAUGGAAGACGGCCAGUGGGACGAAAGUAAUCGUGAAAAAUUGCGCCUCGAAGAAAAACAACGAGCUAAAAGAAAACAACGGGAAGCAGAAGCCGAGGCAGCUGCUCGCCGCGGUCAACCCUUCCCGCCCUAUACACCCGUCUGGUUUUCACAAGAACGUGAAGAGGGAACCGACAAUAUUGUGCACGUACAUACGGGUAACUAUUGGGAGCACAAGAAUAAACAAGAUUGGUCAAAAUGUCCAGAUAUUUUCUAAGCAAAUAUUCAAUAUUAUUAAAUUAACUAUUACAAAAAAAAAUUAAAACAAAACUUAAAAAAUCCAAAAAAUCAUUUAAAUUUAAAAAUGCAAAAGAAACGUAUAUUAAUUAAUAAUAAAAAGUUAUAAAAAAUAAAUAAAAACAUUUGUAGUUAAAUUAGGCCUUAAAAUAAUGAAAUAAACCAAUAAAAUGCAUAGAAUUAUUAUACAAAACUAAAUUACAAAUAACAUCCCAUACAAAUGGAAUACGCAUCAAGCAUGCAUAAUCAUGUUUCAUUUGUUAAACGUAUUCUAAUCAUUAAUUGAGAAUUAUAAACAAAACACUUAGAAAAAACAUAAAAAACAUCUCUCACUAUUGUGUUACAUUUUUCCUAAUCUUCUUCCACAAGCCCUCCACAAACAUAUAAUCCAUGUCUUUGCUCCUCUUGGACGACUACUACACGCCUAAAAGCUUUUGUAAUGAAAUAAACAAACAAUGACAACCGAAAAUCAGUAAUUUCAAAUGUUACAAAUUAAAAAUUACUACUAUAAUUUUAGAAAAGCUAUUACACACACACAUUUUAAGUAUAUUAAAGCCAUAUUAGGUAAAAAAGCAGAUUAAUUAUACUAUUUAUGUAUGUGUAAAACACCAAUAUUAUAUUUAAUAAAAAAAGAAGAAAAAAAGAAAAGAAAUAAAUCACAGCAUAAAAACAUUUAAAAAAUAAAUAUGAUUCUAUGUUAAAAAGAAAAAUAUAAAAUUAAAAAUUACUUAGUAUGAAUAUUGCAAAAUUUAAAUUAUUCAACAGUGUUAUAAAGAGAUAAUAAAUAAAGUACUAAAAAACAUUCAAAAUUAUAAAUUUCGGAAAUGAUUAGCUGCUUAAUCUGGAAUUUCCUUAAAAAAGCUUAACUUAUAGCAAAAAAUUAAAAAAAAAAAAAAUUAAAUAAUAAUAUGGAUAUAAUAAAAUUAGUGGUACUUUUAUUUUUUGAAAUGAGCGGCAGACACGUAAUCAAUUUGUUAAUUCGUUCGAACAUAUUACAAAAAUAUUCAAACUCGGACAUAUUUUGUAAUUUGAUAAGAAAAUUAUAGUUUGCAAACUUUUAAAUUUAAUUUUUAUUUGAUAAUAUUCUGUAACCUAGCAAUAUAGGCAGGAUAUUAGCCAUAAAUCCCUUUUGAUUAUUUUUAUUUUAAUAUCCCUAAAUGUUGGAGAUAUUUUUACAGCAAAGCCAUUUAUUGAAGGAGAACUUUUAAUUACAAAAUUUUAGAAAAUAUAGAAAUUGUUUAAUAUACGAAAACGCGAGACUAAAGGUGCGUUCACUUAUCAAAUGUAAUGUAAGCCCAACCAAUUUGGUGGUGUUUGGCAACGAGUUCGACGUGAAUGGGAGAGUAUUCCAAGUAAGGUAUUGAAGAAUUGGUAGAAAGUAGUUAUGCUAAAACGAACAAUAGUAAUUUAUUUGAUAUCCGACUUUGGGAAAAAUAUAUUUCGUGACGAGCAAAACUGAGUACAUGCGAUUUAUUUUAGUUUUGUUUUUUUUUUUUGUUUAGUAUAUACAUAUGUAUAUUCUGGGCCCUCGUACGAUUCUAAGACGAUCUAGCUAUAUCCGUCCGUCUGUCUGUUAUUGGCAGGAUAGCGUCCACAAAAAUAAAAAAAGGUGACAUUUUGCCAAAAUACACUUUAUUGAUCAGAAAAUUUUGGUAUUGGAAAUAAGCAAAAUCGGUCCACGUUUUUACAUAGCUCCCAUUCAAAUAUGCCACCGAAAUAUUAUAUAAAAAGGUUUAAACAUUCUUAAAUUAGCCGCCAGAUUUUAAAUUAUUAUAUUCCCUUUUAAAAAUCAAAUACUACCCUGAUGUUCACAUUAUAUUAUAAUGGUCAUUUUUGGCUUGAAAAUAACUGUACAUUAUAAUUCGACACGGACAAGGUCCCCAGUAGGAAUGACUUUAACGCUCAUUACUGGCUUUAAAUACAAGUACAGAGAUGAAAUUCUACAUAAACAAGUUUUGUACGAGCCGAAAUCUUACUACCAAAUUUUAUGAGGAUCAGUCUAUAAUUGACUUACCCCAAAUAAAGACCCCUUCAGAACCAAAAUUGUUCUAACAAUGUUAUGAGGAUCGGGUCAUAAUUUAUGGUUA
Lucilia sericata (common green bottle fly) is the source of this 5681-nucleotide messenger RNA. It is a transcript of the gene Osbp, whose product is annotated as oxysterol-binding protein 1. Gene Ontology annotation, cellular component: cytosol; membrane; intracellular membrane-bounded organelle. NCBI's taxonomy places the organism in Eukaryota, Metazoa, Arthropoda, Insecta, Diptera, Calliphoridae. The transcript has 2 exons. Bases 1004 to 3574 code for a protein of 856 amino acids. Gene Ontology annotation, molecular function: sterol binding. The record is from RefSeq and is a predicted model, not a curated record.